Neoarius graeffei (lesser salmon catfish) is the source of this 710-nucleotide messenger RNA. RefSeq names its product general transcription factor IIA, 2 (gene gtf2a2). Gene Ontology annotation, biological process: RNA polymerase II preinitiation complex assembly; transcription initiation at RNA polymerase II promoter. NCBI's taxonomy places the organism in Eukaryota, Metazoa, Chordata, Actinopteri, Siluriformes, Ariidae. The coding region runs from base 128 to 457 and encodes 109 amino acids. The transcript has 4 exons. Gene Ontology annotation, molecular function: RNA polymerase II general transcription initiation factor activity; TBP-class protein binding. Gene Ontology annotation, cellular component: transcription factor TFIIA complex. The record is from RefSeq and is a predicted model, not a curated record.
GGCUUUCCGUACUGUCCGUUCCGAACUUGAGGAAGUGUAUGGCUCGCUAGCUAAGCUCGAUACAAAACAUACUCGGACGGUUCUCUCGACUCAAAAGUUCUGUUUUGGUUCUUGUAUAAAACACGCAAUGGCAUAUCAACUUUACCGGAACACGACACUCGGAAACAGUUUACAAGAGAGUCUUGAUGAACUUAUUCAGACUCAACAGAUUACUCCACAGUUAGCCCUGCAAGUAUUGCUACAGUUUGACAAAGCUAUCAACACUGCACUGGCUAACCGAGUUCGCAAUCGAGUCAACUUUAAAGGAUCGCUGAACACGUACAGAUUUUGUGACAACGUGUGGACAUUUGUUUUGAAUGAUGUGGAGUUCCGUGAGGUCACGGACCUGGUGAAGGUGGAUAAAGUGAAGAUAGUAGCCUGUGAUGGAAAAAACACUGGCUCUAAUACAGCAGAGUGAGGAGGAGGAGGGAGUGCAGGUAUCAUCAGAGAGAACAGAAGAAAUGCCAUACGGACAGAGGAAGAAGAGCAAGAAAGCUGGACUCAUAGAGGACUGUAUACAUACUAUUUAUUACAAAUAUCAGCUUUCCAUCUUUCAUACAGCAACCAGUUCCACACAAGGCCUAAUAUAUAUAUGAAAGGCCCACUUAUUUCCCUUUCUGUUUAUUAUAAUGUUGUUUUGGUUAUGUAAUAAUAAAUUGUUUUAAAAGGUG